Messenger RNA from Dermatophagoides farinae (American house dust mite), 578 nucleotides. RefSeq lists its product as uncharacterized. The record is from RefSeq and is a predicted model, not a curated record. Lineage: Eukaryota; Metazoa; Arthropoda; Arachnida; Sarcoptiformes; Pyroglyphidae.
UAAUAAUGGUUAUGGUCUUCAUUUACACGAUACAAAUAGAUUGAACAACAAUAGCGAGCGCCUUAACAACAAUUAAUAAUUAUAUAUAUAUUCAAAAUGAAUAAAUUUCUAUUUUCAUUGACCACAAUGGUGAUGAUCAUUUUGGUGGUGAACGAAAUGACACCAAUUACUGAAGCCAUUUUUUGUACAGAAGAUUUCUGUAAAGGUGUAGAAUGUCCAUCAUUAACACCACAAGAUUGUCAGAAUAAAUCGGAUGGCCGUUAUCGUUUUGUACAAAAUGGUGGUACUUGUGGCUGCUGUCCAUUUUGUGUACGAGUUUUUGCUAAAGGAGAAGAUUGUAGCCAAACAUUGAUUCAACCACGAAUGGCUGGUACUUCUUUACGUAGUGAAUGUGAACAAGGCACACGUUGUGAUGGAACAACACUUAAAUGUGUAUAAGAAAAAAAAAUUCAAUUUUUUGUUAAAAUGAAAAAAAAAUUAUUUUAAUUUAUAAAAUAAUGAUGACGAUGAAAAUUUUUAUCAUCAAACUGUUUGAAUUAAAAUAAAAAUCAUCAAACAUGUUAUUGUCUUUCGGGUAA